Molecule: messenger RNA, 759 nt
Organism: Huiozyma naganishii CBS 8797
Lineage: Eukaryota; Fungi; Ascomycota; Saccharomycetes; Saccharomycetales; Saccharomycetaceae
Gene: SCL1
Product: proteasome core particle subunit alpha 1
Exons: 1
Coding region: 1-759 (252 amino acids)
Biological process (GO): ubiquitin-dependent protein catabolic process
Cellular component (GO): cytosol; proteasome core complex; nucleus
Source: RefSeq, a predicted model, not a curated record
AUGUCAGGUGCUGCUGCGGCUUCCGCUGCUGGUUACGACAGGCAUAUAACGAUUUUCUCGCCCGAGGGUCGACUUUUCCAAGUGGAGUACGCGUUCAAAGCCACGAACCAGACGAAUGUGAACUCAAUGGCGAUACGCGGGGAGACGUGCAGCGUGAUAGUAAAUCAGAAGAAAGUGCCAGACAAGUUGCUCGACCCAUCCACUGUGUCGUACAUUUUCCCGAUCUCCAAGACCAUCGGUAUGGUGGCCAACGGGCCGAUCCCUGACGCUAGGAACGCCGCGUUGAGAGCCAAGGCUGAGGCAGCGGAGUACCGGUACAAAUACGGGUACGAUAUGCCCUGUGACGUGCUGGCGAAGAGAAUGGCGAACCUGUCGCAGAUCUACACGCAGCGGGCGUACAUGAGACCCCUGGGUGUCAUACUGACGUUUGUCUCCGUGGACGAGGAGUUGGGGCCAUCCAUCUACAAGAGUGACCCUGCAGGGUACUACGUUGGGUAUAAGGCCACGGCCACGGGACCCAAGCAGCAGGAGAUCACUACCAAUUUGGAGAACUAUUUCAAGAAGAGCAAAACGGACACGUUGAAGGAGGACGCUUGGGAGAAAGUGGUCGAGUUUGCCAUCACGCAUCUGAUUGACUCGCUCGGGACCGAAUUCACCAAAAGGGACCUGGAGGUCGGUGUUGCCUUGGAGGGGAAAUUCUUCACUUUGACUGCUGACCAAAUAGAGGAAAGGUUGGUAGCGAUUGCCGAACAGGAUUGA